Ochotona curzoniae (black-lipped pika) is the source of this 2350-nucleotide messenger RNA. It is a transcript of the gene OASL, whose product is annotated as 2'-5'-oligoadenylate synthetase like. Gene Ontology annotation, biological process: negative regulation of viral genome replication; regulation of ribonuclease activity; defense response to virus. Lineage: Eukaryota; Metazoa; Chordata; Mammalia; Lagomorpha; Ochotonidae. The transcript is spliced from 6 exons. The coding region runs from base 34 to 1590 and encodes 518 amino acids. The record is from RefSeq and is a predicted model, not a curated record. Gene Ontology annotation, molecular function: protein binding; double-stranded RNA binding. Gene Ontology annotation, cellular component: nucleoplasm; membrane; cytosol.
UAACUGCCCAGCAAUGGUACUGUCCAGAUCGAGAUGGCACUGGCACAGGAGCUGUAUGGCACCUCAAGUUGCAGGCUGGACUCCUUCGUGGCUCGCUGGCUGCAGCCGAGCCGGGAGUGGAAAGAGGAGGUGCUGGAAGCUGUGGCCAAUGUGGAGCAGUUCCUGAGGCAGGAGUCCUUCCAUGGGGAGCGUUGGCUGCAGAACCAGGAGGCUCGGGUGCUGAAGGUGAUCAAGGUGGGCUCCUUUGGGACGGGCACGGCGCUCAAGGGCACUGCCGAAGUGGAGCUGGUGGCGUUCCUGAGCUGUUUCUGCAACUUCUGGGAGGAGGCCAAGUACCACACAGCGGUUCUGAGACUGAUACGAAAAAAGAUUCAGUACUGCCAGGAGCUGCUGGCCCUGGGGCUCAGGGACCUGAGGAUAGACGAGGGAGUCCCCAGUGCGCUUGUCUUUACCAUCCAGACCAGGACAGCAGAGCCCAUCACAGUCACCCUCGUGCCUGCCUACAGGGUCUUGGGUUCCUCAGUUUCCGACUCGCCACCACCCCCACAAGUGUAUGUGGAUCUGAUCAAAGCCUCUUACAGCUACUCCAACUACCCCGGCAUCUUCUCCCCCUCCUUCAGCGAGCUGCAAAAGAACUUUGUGAAACACCAGCCGACCAAGCUCAAGAGCCUCCUGCGGCUGGUAAAGCACUGGUACCAGCAGUAUGUGAAGGCCAAGUGCCCCAGGGCCAACCUGCCUCCCGACUAUGCCCUUGAGCUGCUGACCAUCUACGCCUGGGAAACAGGUGCUGAGGCAGAGAGCUUCCGGCUGGAGGAGGGCCUGGCCACCGUGAUGGAGCUGCUCCAGGACCAUCAGUUUCUGUGCAUCUACUGGACCAGCUACUACACACUCCAGGACCCACUCAUCGAAGACUGCAUUCGCAAACAGCUCAAAAAAGACAGGCCUGUCAUCCUGGACCCCGCGGACCCCACCCACAACGUGGCCGAGGGUUACAGGUGGGACAUCCUGGCACAGCGGGCUGGCCAGUGCCUGAAACAGGACUGCUGCUAUGACAGCAGGGAGAACCCAGUGCCCAGCUGGAGCGUGAAGUAUGCCCAGGACAUGCAGGUGACGGUGGAGCAGUGGGGUUACGCAGACCUGAUCCUCUGGGUGAACCCCUACGAGCCCAUCAGGAAGCUGAAGGAGCGGAUCCGCCGCAGCAAGGGCCUCGUGGGCCUGCCGCGCCUCUCCUUCCAGGAGAGCGGUUGCAAGCGCCAAGUGCUCAGCAGCCACUGCUCCCUGGCCGACUACGGCGUCUUCUGUAGCACCCGCAUCUGCCUGCUGGAGACUGUCUCCCCCGAAAUCCAGGUCUUCGUGAAAAGCCCCAACGGGAGCAGCCAGGCCUACGCGGUACACCCCAAAAGCUUCGUGCUGAACCUCAAGCAGCAGAUUGAAGACCGGCAGGGUUUUCUGAGCAAGCAGCAGCAGCUGGAGUACGAGGGCCAGGUCCUGCAGGACUGGGUGGACAUGGGCUACUACAACAUCCAGGACAGCGACACGAUCACCCUCUCCCAGAAGCCAUCAGCACAUGUCCGCUACCUCCACAGCUAGUUUCUCCGAGGGUAGGCUGUAUGCGUUUCUGCCCAUCCACUACGCCUUCCACUUCUCGGCUGGGGACAGCCCUGGGGGCUGCCUUCAUCACCUUCAUCAACGGUUACCCAAGGCUGCCAAGGCAAAGCAGAGAGCUGGGAGUCGCAGAAUACGCCAACGGGCUGUGGCCAGACUCCUGUGUGCUCAUGGGAUUCUCGUCCACACAAAUCACUAUGGCAGCCAGCCCGGUGAAGUUCAAGGCUCAACCUCCGCAGCAGCUAAAACUAAAAACUAGGGGACUCAGUCAAGAGCUGCCAGCUCCUCUACUUCCCAUCUACUUCCCAUCUACUUCCGAUUCGAGGGCCAACCAGAGGAAGCCCGAUCAGCUUCCCAGACCAGCCAUGUGGGGUGCCCUGCUGCCAGGGAGCCAGGGCCCACAGCCAUCCCACACCAACCACCUUCUUCGUGGGCACUCAUGGAAGCCUCCACUUCUUGCCACUACCAGGCUUUUCCCAUGUCGCUGCCUGCCUGCCUGCCUGCCUGCCUGACAGUCUUGGCCAUAGGCAAGGGGUGGUGCUGGAUCCCUUUGCUCUUGCGGGCUGGGACCCCCAAAGCCUCGGCUCUCACAGAGAUGCUCUUUGCUUGGCUUCUGCUGCCAGCAAAAGAACACCUUGUGGUUGUUGCUUGAUUGUUUGAGGUUCUCAGCCCUGGAGGGAAACUGAGACAAAAAGAGACAAAGUCUUAAAGACUGAAAAUAAGCUAUAACAAUAAUACAAUUCCC